Molecule: messenger RNA, 420 nt
Organism: Rhizopus microsporus ATCC 52813
Lineage: Eukaryota; Fungi; Mucoromycota; Mucoromycetes; Mucorales; Rhizopodaceae
Exons: 1
Coding region: 1-420 (139 amino acids)
Source: RefSeq, a predicted model, not a curated record
AUGCAAGAACAACAACCCACUAUGAAUGACAUCAAAAAACCCGAGACAAGUAUGAUAAGAGAAGCAUCUUCAGCACACUCAAACAACACCAAUACAAACCAAGAAAAAGAGUCGAUAAAGUCUGUCGACAAUUACGAUCAAAAUUAUCCUAUACUUGUUCGAUUUUCAAACAAUGGCCAAGAUGUGACAGUACAAUUACCCACUGAGCCGCCCUACUUGACAAUAGCUCAACUUCGAAAACAGAUGUUGCCUCACUUUAAUGGACAACUAAAUCAGAUCAAAUUCAUUUAUCUUGGACGUGUGCUAUCUGAUCAGUUCAUCAUUGUGCCUUCUGGCACAAGUAUAGUCAAGAAUAAAUCAACUGUCAUUCAAAUGCAGCAAGAAUGUGUUAUACAUGCCAUGGUCACAAAGCGAUCAUAG